AUGGCCAAAUUCCAUGCCCGGUUGUAUAAAACCGACCGUGCGCGGGACUUUGACCACGAGCAGGAUCAAUAUGUUCGUAUGCGACAAAUCUAUGAGACUAUCGACCGACAGGGCUUUCAAUGGAUUGUUGUGCUGGUUGCUGGUCUUGGGUUCUUCCUUGAUGGUUACACUUUAUUCGCCAGUAACAUGGCCCUACCGAUGAUCUCCUAUGUCUACUGGAGAGAUGACACUUCCUCAUUACGACUCACAUGCAUCAAUAUCGCAACACUAGGUGGAACCCUGCUAGGCCAAGUAGCAUUUGGAUUUCUGGCCGAUAAAAAUGGGCGGAAGAAGAUGUACGGUGUUGAAUUGGUACUCCUCAUCACAGCCACCCUAGGUGUGGUCAUGUCCUCGACAGGCGUGGACGGCAGCAUGAACGUCUACGCAUGGCUUAUUUGGUGGAGGAUCUGUGUUGGUAUCGGAGUGGGUGCGGAUUAUCCACUCAGUGCAGUGAUCACGUCUGAAUUUGCCCCGACCAAGCAUCGAGCCCGUAUGAUGGCCACCGUCUUCUUCAUGCAGCCACUUGGUCAGAUUGCAGGUAAUAUUGUCGCACUGGUUGUGAUCGCAGUGGCUCGUGGUAAUAGCAGUCCGGGUGAAGACAUCACCCGCACUGUUGAUAUAAUGUGGCGCUGGGUGAUUGCCAUCGGAGUCGUGCCCGGUGCAGUCGCUACUCUUUUCCGCUUCGCCAUCCCAGAGAGCCCCCGCUAUCUAGUCGAUAUCGUGGACGAUCCCAUCACUGCGGAGUUUGAUGCAACCACGCUGUUCAGUGACACACCCGGUAUGAUUGAUUGUGUGAGCUGGGGAAACACCGCUACAUGCAGUGCCGGUGGGGCGAUUCAACUACCACCCAUUUCAUCUAUUGCUAGCAGUUCAAUCAUUGAUAAUGAUGACGAUGAUGAGUACACCCGCUUACCCCCCGCUACCCUCAACUCCCACUGGCGGUUGGCACGUACCGAUAUCGUACGAUACUUCUGGACAGAAGGAAACUGGCGCAGCCUGGCUGGUUGCUCUCUCGCAUGGCUCCUCCUUGAUUUUGGCUUCUACGGUAUUGGAUUGUCAAGCCCUCAAUUCUUAGCCAAGACAUGGGGCGCACUUCAUAUAUCUGAGGCAGCACCGACCUGGAUGACCGACGAUACACCAAAUGCCAAUGUCUUCCACAUGUUCUUGGAGACCUCUGUGCGCGGGCUGAUUGUGCUCAAUAUCGGAAGUUUCGUCGGCGGCAUAUUACUCAUUAUCUUUGCCCAUAAGCUGGAUCGUGUUGCAUUGCAAAAGUACAUGUUCCUUGCUCUGGCGGCUCUAUUUAUCGCGCUGGGAACCAUGUUCGUAAGUCUUUAUUCCGGCCCUACUGCGGUGGUAGCAUUGUAUAUUGUUGGACAAAUCAUGUUCAACUUUGGUGAGUCGAACUCAGGACCCCACGCAUCGAAACAUUCUAAUCAACUACCCACAGGCCCCAAUGCGACAACCUAUAUGAUUCCCGCCGAGAUCUUUCCAACUCGAUACCGCGCAACGUGUCACGGCAUCAGCGCCGGGGCGGGAAAACUGGGCUCUAUCCUUGUACAAAUCUUCUCAGCAUACUACCACUUUGGCUCAGGGCCGGGCAACAAAUCAACCCGCAAGCACGGCAUUGUUCUCCUCGUUUUCAGCGCCUGUAUGAUUCUUGGCGCGGUAGUUACGCACUUCUGGAUUCCACCUAUUCAACAAAAGCGGAAUGGCAAGACUAAACUCUGGGGCGGUAAGCCCGAGACUCUUGAAAGCUUGUCUCUUGGCCGAAUGGGACGCAAGAGUCGAGAUGCCAAUUGUCGGAAACGGACAUCACGACAUCGGGCACUUUCAAUGAGUGCUUAG
Molecule: messenger RNA, 1884 nt
Organism: Penicillium coprophilum
Lineage: Eukaryota; Fungi; Ascomycota; Eurotiomycetes; Eurotiales; Aspergillaceae
Product: phosphate transporter
Exons: 4
Coding region: 1-1884 (627 amino acids)
Biological process (GO): transmembrane transport
Cellular component (GO): membrane
Molecular function (GO): transmembrane transporter activity
Source: RefSeq, a predicted model, not a curated record